AUGGACAUGGACGGGGCUGGUAAUCAACGAAAACUUCAAUUAAGUGACCUAGAAGAAAUUUGUAAUGAUGCAUAUGAAAGUUCACGAAUUUACAAGGAGAAAACAAAGUCUUAUCAUGAUAGUAGGAUUUCUAGAAAACAGUUUACUAUUGGACAGAAAGUUCUCUUGUUUAAUUUUCGCCUUCAUUUAUUUCCUGGUAAACUGAAAUCUCGUUGGAUAGGACCUUUUUUUGUGCUUAAUAUGUUUUCUCAUGGUGCAGUAGAGAUUCGUAGCUUAUUGACGGGAAAGGAUCUUAAAGUGAAUGGGCAUCGUUUAAAGCCCUAUUAUGAACCAUUUGAUGCUGAAACGGAAGAGAUCCAACUUGUUGAUGUACUCCCUAUGGAGGAGUAG
Messenger RNA from Papaver somniferum (opium poppy), 390 nucleotides. RefSeq lists its product as uncharacterized. Bases 1 to 390 code for a protein of 129 amino acids. The record is from RefSeq and is a predicted model, not a curated record. NCBI's taxonomy places the organism in Eukaryota, Viridiplantae, Streptophyta, Magnoliopsida, Ranunculales, Papaveraceae. The transcript has a single exon.